This is a messenger RNA of Galeopterus variegatus (Sunda flying lemur), 810 nucleotides long. RefSeq names its product eva-1 homolog B (C. elegans) (gene EVA1B). The record is from RefSeq and is a predicted model, not a curated record. NCBI's taxonomy places the organism in Eukaryota, Metazoa, Chordata, Mammalia, Dermoptera, Cynocephalidae. The transcript is spliced from 3 exons. Bases 53 to 550 code for a protein of 165 amino acids.
GAGUCACGAAGCGGGGCGCUGACGUGACAGGGGAGCUGCCCCCCAGAGCAGAAUGGAUGCCCCCAGAAGGGACAUGGAGCUGCUCAGCAACAGCCUGGCGGCCUACGCACACAUCCGCGCUAACCCCGAGAGCUUUGGCCUCUACUUCGUGCUGGGCGUCUGCUUUGGCCUGCUGCUGACCCUGUGCCUACUAGUCAUCAGCAUCUCCUGCGCGCCCCGCCCGCGGCCCCGGGGCCCCGCUCCGCGCCGCGACCCCCGCAGCAGCACCCUGGAGCCUGAGGACGACGACGACGACGAGGAGGACACGGUGACGCGGCUGGGCCCCGACGACACGCUGCCGGGCCCCGAGCUGUCCGCGGAGCCCGACGGGCCCCUCAGCGUCAACGUCUUCACGUCGGCCGAGGAGCUGGAGCGGGCGCAGCGGCUGGAGGAGCGCGAGCGGAUCCUGCGGGAGAUCUGGCGCACCGGGCAGCCGGACCUGCUGGGCACCGGCACGCUGGGGCCCAGCCCCACGGCCACGGGCACGCUGGGCCGCAUGCACUAUUACUGACCCGCCCCGGCUCCCGCUGCAAGGCGCUCUGGGUACGGGACAUGCCGCUGAGCCCAGAGCUGCCCCAGGACCUCCGGAGAGCCUACCCGCACGGCUCCCCUGGUGCUAUUGGGCAUGGACCGCCAUUCUCUGGGAGGGACCCUUCCGCAGUCCUGCCAGAAGGCCACGGGGGUGGGAAAGGGCAGGAUGCAGGGUCCCCACCCCCUCUCUGGGGGACGAUGAAGAGGUGAAGUGACCAAUGAAAGCUGCAUUCUCAGAGA